Messenger RNA from Malurus melanocephalus (red-backed fairy wren), 1094 nucleotides. Its product is annotated as H-2 class I histocompatibility antigen, Q9 alpha chain-like. The transcript has 4 exons. The record is from RefSeq and is a predicted model, not a curated record. NCBI's taxonomy places the organism in Eukaryota, Metazoa, Chordata, Aves, Passeriformes, Maluridae. The annotation marks the transcript as partial. Gene Ontology annotation, cellular component: external side of plasma membrane. Gene Ontology annotation, biological process: immune response.
AGGACCCCCCCGAAUCCCCAUUUCUGGACACCGGGACCCUCCUGCACCCCCUCAUCCUGCACCUGCAACCCCUGCACCCCCUUCCCGGCCAUCCCGCCUUUCCCAGACCCCAGACCCGCCCUUUUCCUUGGCUUUCAGACCCCCCAGAUCUCCCAAGUUUCCGAGUCUCCCCAGUUCUCUAUUCCUGGCGCUUCCUGAAAGGGGGCUCUGGCGGGUCCCGCGAGUCCCAGGGUGUCUCAGGGGGAUCGCAGUGGGGAUCCAGUUGGAUCCAGAUGAAUUCCCUGGAAUUCCCCUUCCCCCCCCCACUCUUCGUUCCCUCGAUCCCUUUCGCUUUCGCAUCUCCCGAACUGCGCCACAGAGAUCGAUCUGUAACGGCUCUGAUGGCUCCACCGCCGGCUCUGGGGGUGCUCUUGGGGCUCCUGGCGCUCCUGGGGGACCCGGGGGGAGCGACGAGAGUUCUCCACUCCCUGUGUUACCGGAGUGUGGCGGUGUCGGAGCCCGGCCCGGGGGUCCCCCAGUUCAUGGUCAUGGGGUACCUGGAUGGGAUCCCCUUUGAGCGCUACGACAGCGAGCGGGGCCGGAUGGAGCCGCUGACACCGUGGAUGAAGAACGGACCCGAAACGGGAUAUUGGGAUAGGGUGACUGAGAUCUCCAAGAGGAACCAGCUCGUGGACGCUGAGAACCUGGAGACAGCACGGGGCCGGUACAACCAGAGCGGGGGUCUGCACACACUGCACUGGGUUCAUGGCUGUGACCUCCUGUCCGACGGGAGUGUCCGUGGAUCCAGUCGGCACGGUUACGAUGGGCGGGAUUUCAUCUCCUUCGAUCCGGGAUCCAAGAGCUUCGUGGCGGCCGACAGCGCUGCCCAGGUCACCACGAGGCGCUGGAAUGCUGACAAUAACUAUUUAGAGCAUUGGAUGGAUUACGUGGAGCACACCUGCAGGGAAGAGCUCCAGGAAUACGUCAGAUAUGGGCAGGAGGAGCUGAAGCGCAAAGAACCCCCCAGCAUCUCCCUGAACAUGCUGACGCUGCCCAUGCAGAAUGAGGUUUAUGCUCGGCACAGGAUCCCCAUCUCUGUCAUCAGCAUUGCUCAG